AUGGUUGCUUCAACGUCGGCUUCGACCAAGACACGGAGGCCCUACCUCGGCUUAACUGGAGGAUGGUUGACCCUUUGGAUAACGAUUGCUUGUGCCACCGACAUGAGUCUUUUUGGCUAUGAUCAGGGAGUCUUCGGUGGCGUUGUAGUCACAGGUGACUUUCUCGAGGUCCACGGGCUCGUAGGCCCAACGAAGACUUCAACCCUGUCGACUGUAACCGCAAUCUACGACAUUGGUUGCUUCUUUGGUGCCGUCAUGGCGUUUACCCUCGGGGAGCGUCUGGGCCGCAAAAAGGCCAUCAUGCUGGGGACCACUAUCAUGGCCGUUGGAACCAUUCUCCAGAUGACUUCAUACAGCUUGCCGCAGAUCAUUGUCGGUAGAAUAGUUCUCGGGGCUGGAAACGGUCUCAACACGUCAACGGCCCCGAUUUGGCAAACCGAGACUGCCUCCCCUCAAUGGAGAGGGAAGCUCGUGAUCUUGGAUAUGAUGAUGAACAUUGCAGGUUACGCCUUGGUCAACUGGAUCAACUACGGAUUGUCCUUCCACGGCGGCGCAAUUGCAUGGCGCUUCCCGAUUGCAUUCCAGUUUAUCUUCUUUUUCAUACUAUGGGGAACAGUGCCUUGGCUUCCAGAGUCUCCUAGGUGGUUGAUGGCCCAUCAGCAGGAGGCAAAGGCCCUGGAAGUUCUCUCCUGCCUAGAAGCCAAGCCUGUUGACCAUCCGUACAUUACAACCAUGCGAAAUGAGAUUGAGUUUAGCGUUCGUUAUGAGCGCGAGAACAGCCUCAGGUGGCGAGACCUUCUUUCACGGAAGAAGUCCCAGCACGAUACCAAGACGGUCCGAAGACUGCUUCUUGGAGCAGGUACACAGUUCAUUCAGCAAUUCGAAGGAAUCAAUGGCCUUGGAUAUUAUUUUCCUACGGUGCUGAUCAAAUCCGUGGGGCUAUCGAACCAAAUGGCAAGGCUUCUCGCCGCCUGCAGCGCGACCUCAUAUCUUGUGUUUUCGUUGGUCGGAGUUCCCCUUGUGGAAAAGGUCGGUAGAAGAGGCUGUAUGUUGAUAUCAACCCUCGGGCAGUUUGUUUGUUAUUUGAUCAUCACGGUGUUGCUAUCCUACGCGGAAUCAAGCGCCGACGGAACGAAAUACGCAUCCGCUUCGAUUGCGUUCUUUUUCCUCUACUUCAUUGUGUUCGGUAUCGGUAUGCUUGGUGUGCCGUGGCUCUACCCUACCGAGAUCAAUUCGCUUCAGAUGCGGACCAAGGGCGCUGCCGUCGCGACAGCUACCAAUUGGUUAUCGAACUUUGUGAUUGUCGAGAUUACGCCCAUUGGUAUUCAAAACCUUGGCUGGCGUUUCUAUAUCAUCUGGACGGUUCUCAAUGCCGCAUUCAUGCCCGUGAUCUAUCUGUAUUAUCCAGAAACCGCAAACCGCAACCUGGAAGAUAUGGACGCUUAUUACCGGUCCAACCCUGCGCUCAUCGUCACCAAGGACCCGGAUGCCAUCUCAACAAAGCGCCCUCUGAAAUAUAUCCAACACGAGGACGAGGAGAUCCAGAUAAGCAAGAUGAGUCGGUCGACCAAAGUGGAGGACCUAGAAGUGGAGCAUGUCGAAUGA
Aspergillus pseudonomiae is the source of this 1605-nucleotide messenger RNA. Its product is annotated as sugar porter family MFS transporter. Gene Ontology annotation, cellular component: membrane. Bases 1 to 1605 code for a protein of 534 amino acids. Gene Ontology annotation, biological process: transmembrane transport; carbohydrate transport. The record is from RefSeq and is a predicted model, not a curated record. Lineage: Eukaryota; Fungi; Ascomycota; Eurotiomycetes; Eurotiales; Aspergillaceae. Gene Ontology annotation, molecular function: carbohydrate:proton symporter activity. The transcript has 7 exons.